Messenger RNA from Solanum verrucosum, 1098 nucleotides. RefSeq lists its product as uncharacterized. The coding region runs from base 1 to 1098 and encodes 365 amino acids. Gene Ontology annotation, biological process: DNA integration. Gene Ontology annotation, molecular function: RNA-DNA hybrid ribonuclease activity; nucleic acid binding. The transcript has 5 exons. The record is from RefSeq and is a predicted model, not a curated record. Lineage: Eukaryota; Viridiplantae; Streptophyta; Magnoliopsida; Solanales; Solanaceae.
AUGGCUGAGUAUAAAGCUUGCAUCCUCGGUCUGAAGAUGGCGAUUGAUAUGAACGUUCAUGAGCUUCUGGUUAUUGGAGAUUCAGAUUUGCUAAUUCAUCAGGUGCAAGGAAAAUGGGCCGUGAAGAACCCAAAGAUUACACCGUAUGUGAAGUGUAUACAGAAGUUCUGCAAAAGAUUUCAUAAGAUCGAGUUCAGACACACUCCUAGGACACAGAAUGAGUUGGCCGAUGCUCUUGCCGCCAUUGCCUCAAUGAUUAAACGUCCGAAUACAAGUUGUAUUGAUCCCUUGGAUAUAGAGGUAAAAGAGCAGCCUGUCUAUUGUUCACAUGUUGAAGCGAAACCAGAUGGUUUGCCUUGGUAUUUUGACAUCAAAAAAUAUGUUGAUGCUAGUGAAGCUGCAAAGCUUCUGGAACAGAUACAUGCCGGAGCUGGCUAUUUUUUGAUGACUAUGAAGCAUGAUUGUUGUAAGUUUAUGCAGAAAUGCCAUAAAUGUCAGGUGCAUGGAGAUCUAAUUCGAGUGUUUCCUCAUGAACUCAAUGCCAUGAGUUCACCUUGGCUGUUUGUAGCUUGGGGCAUGGAUGUCAUUGGUCCAAUAGAGUUUGGAGUGCCAGAAUCCAUCAUUACUGAUAACGGAGCAAAUCUCAACAGUCGCUUGAUGAGAGAGAUAUGUGAACAAUUCAAGAUUACUCACCAGAACUCAACCGCCUAUCGUCCCCAAAUGAAUGGAGCUGUAGAAGCCGACAACAAGAACAUAAAGAAGAUUUUAAGGAAAAUGAUUGAUAAUCGCAGAGUAUAUGGAACAGAAGCAGUUAUACAUGUAGAAGUUAAAAUACCUUCAUUGAGAAUCAUCCAAGAAGCUGAAUUGAGUGAUGCUGAAAGGAAAGUAAGAGUCAGAAUGUUUGAGGUUGGUCAGUUGGUUCUCAAACGUAUUUUCCCUCACCAGGAUGAAUAUAAAGGGAAAUUUGCACCAAAUUGGCAUGGACCCUACAUGGUUCGCAAAGUACUAUUUGGAGGUGCGUUGGUCCUGUCGGAGAUGGAUGGCACCGAAUGGCCGAAACCGAUCAAGUCAGACGCUGUCAAGAGAUACUAUGUGUGA